CACAUCUGAUAGCGGAACUGCUUGGCUAAAUAACAGGACUAGUUCCUCGUACAAACAAGUGAACUGUUCACCAUAUACGGUUGAGUUUGACUCAUGUAUUUAAUUGAUUUUCUGCUAUUCUAAACCGACAGAUGCAAAAUAGUGGGGUGGAACUUUUUGACAAUUUAUUUUUUAUGGGAUUGUGACUCAUGCAGCACUUGUAGUAUAGAUUUGUAAAGAGGUGCUACAGAAGAGGAAAUAUGGGGUCUGAUGAGGCCUACAACUUUGUUUUCAAAGUUGUUUUGAUUGGAGAAUCUGGUGUGGGUAAAAGCAACUUGCUGUCACGGUUCACCAAAAAUGAAUUCAAUCACGACAGCCGCACAACCAUCGGGGUAGAAUUCAGCACAAGGACUGUGCAGCUGAACGGUCUCACCAUCAAAGCUCAGAUAUGGGACACAGCCGGGUUGGAACGGUAUCGGGCCAUAACUUCAGCCUAUUACCGUGGAGCAGUUGGAGCUCUUCUGGUCUAUGAUAUUUCAAAGCACUUGACCUAUGAAAGCGCCGAGCGUUGGCUGAAGGAACUCUACGAUCAUGCAGAUCCUCAUAUCGUGGUGAUGCUCGUGGGCAACAAAACAGACCUGGGAGCAGUACGAUCUGUUCCAACAGAGGAUGCAAAGGACUUUGCAGAAAAGAAUGGUCUUCUGUUCAUGGAAACGUCAGCGUUAGAGUCAACAAAUGUUGAAGCAGCAUUCAACACUGUCCUUACAGAAAUCCAUAAAAAAGUGAACAGCAAAGAAGUGACUCGAGGGUCUUUAAAUGCCGUGACACUUUCCUAUCCUAAAGCUCCAACAGAGGAUACACAAGAGGAGAAGAAGUCCUGCUGCAAGAACAUCUGAUGGAGCUUUCCUGAUGGAACGACAUUAUGAAAGUCCUUGUGUAAAUUCAGGGUGCAGCGUAUAGAGCUUAGGAGGACCCAGUGUCUGUCAGCUCUCAGAAACAUCCUGAGUGAUAAAUAAUGAAAGGAAAUAAAACCAUUUCAUUGGCUGAUAAAGCCAUAUGAAUAUUACCAAUUAAAGGCAUUUUAUGUGUUUGUCAGGUUUGACAAGUAUAAAUGCCAAUUUUAUAUAAAUAUUUCCUCUUAUUUCUUUGCAAAAACAUUUUUGCAUGAAUAUUAUUUUAUUAUUAAAUUGUUAUUUAAUUACA
Molecule: messenger RNA, 1182 nt
Organism: Paramisgurnus dabryanus
Lineage: Eukaryota; Metazoa; Chordata; Actinopteri; Cypriniformes; Cobitidae
Gene: rab25b
Product: RAB25, member RAS oncogene family b
Molecular function (GO): GTP binding; GTPase activity
Source: RefSeq, a predicted model, not a curated record